Molecule: messenger RNA, 1519 nt
Organism: Coffea eugenioides
Lineage: Eukaryota; Viridiplantae; Streptophyta; Magnoliopsida; Gentianales; Rubiaceae
Product: seipin-1
Exons: 2
Coding region: 84-1400 (438 amino acids)
Biological process (GO): lipid droplet organization; lipid storage
Cellular component (GO): endoplasmic reticulum membrane
Source: RefSeq, a predicted model, not a curated record
UCGUCUUGAUUACUGAACCUUAUAUAUCAAUGUAAGCAAUCCCAAACAGCUUGGAAUUGGAUCGCUGUUCUCCAAUAAUAUUGAUGGAAGAGGAAGAAGAGGAGGUAUUGGUGAAGAAUUGUUUUCCCAUCCCAAAUCCUACGUUGUACUGGUUCACAAAGCUGGUAAUCUUGCAGGCAGACGUAUUCUACAACUGCUUGGUUGUUCUGUUCUCACCCUUCCUCUUUCUGCUAUCCCUAAUUUCUGAGACCUCCCAGUCCCAUUACUAUCCACCUCAAGAAAGUAAAGAAAGUAAAUUAACAGCAGAAUCAGCCGUGCAUGCGGCCGCUGGAGUCCCUUCCAAGCUGUUCCGCGGAUGCGGCGUCUUGCUGAAGAAGGUGUUUCUUGGCUUUCUUGGUGCAGUUCAUGUUUGCAAGAUUCUGAUGCUUCUGUUAGUCGUGGCUGUGAUUUUGGGAGUUGGGUUGGUGCGAUUUUGGGCGGAAGAGCCUGUUUUUAUUGGGGAAAGAUUGCAUUUCGACUACACCAAAGCCCAUCCGGUGGCAGCCUUCUCUUUUCACUGCGGUAGUUGGUGUCAAGGAUAUGCGCAUCAGAUUAACUACAAGAAGAAUAUGGGUGUGCCCGUUGGGCAUACCUUUUAUGUUUCUUUGGUAUUCUUGAUGCCUGAAUCUGAUUACAACAGAGAGAUUGGGUUGUUCCAGGUCACUGCAGAAGUCAUAUCGAGGACUGGAAACAUAAUGGCAAGAUCAAGCCAUCCUUGCAUGUUGCGGUUCAGAAGCUGGCCAAUCCGGACGAUGCAAACAUUUCUUAUGGGCUUACCCUUCUUGCUGGGAAUCAGGGCCGAAACUCAAAAAAUAACCGUCCCAAUGUUAAAGCACAAGGAAGAUUUUCCCAGGACUGAGGCCAUAAAAGUAACUUUGAUUCCCAGAGCUGGAACUGAUUUUCUUCCACAGUUAUACGAGGCCGAAAUCCUUCUGAAAUCUGAGCUUCCCUGGGCUAAAAAGCUGGUUCAUAGAUGGAAGUGGACAUUUUACGUGUGGACUUCCAUGCAUAUAUAUGUCUUGCUGCUUGCGAUUCUCCUCCGCUGCUCUAGACCUCUCAUUCUACCGGUGAUGAGGAAAAGUCCCAGCAGUACGAAUAGUAAGCAGGAGUCAGAAGUCAAGGCAUCUUCGGAACAAACAGAGGAAAGGUCGUCAAGAGAUGAAAGGUAUGCGUCGGUUACACUGAGAAGAUGGCAGGAAAACAGAAGCAAGAGGAAAGCAAUGCUUCUCCACCAAGACAUGGCUGAAACAGUAGUAUCAUCUGCUUCAAGCACUAGCUUAACCAGGGAGGAAACAGGUGCAACAUUGGAAGAUGAUGAUGAAGAUGAUACAGGGGAUUCAGAAUCAGUGUGCUGUUGGUGAUCUAGAAGAAUAAAUACAAGAGGUAUAGAAUUGAGAGUCUUCGCGCUACUGCAAUGUGUAAUCCAAAUUCUAUUCUCCAGGAGAUUGUAUUAGUCGAACUUGCUAUAUAUCUUGAAGCA